This is a messenger RNA of Erpetoichthys calabaricus (reedfish), 1173 nucleotides long. Its product is annotated as retinol dehydrogenase 16-like. The coding region runs from base 149 to 1108 and encodes 319 amino acids. Gene Ontology annotation, molecular function: oxidoreductase activity. NCBI's taxonomy places the organism in Eukaryota, Metazoa, Chordata, Cladistia, Polypteriformes, Polypteridae. The record is from RefSeq and is a predicted model, not a curated record. The transcript has 5 exons.
GAUCCUCCAGGACAAGGGUCACCGAAGAUUUUCUCAUCAGUUGGGUACGGAAUAAUCCAGAGGCUUCCAGGUAAGGUCCACUCGUUCUGCUUGCUGAUCCUGGUGCUGGACAGUGAUAACGUGUUGAGUGUUCAUCAGACGUGCAGAAAUGAUUUUGUGUCUGCUCUCUUUGGUCACCAUUUUCCUUUUGUGUCGCUGGUUAAGAGCAAGAAAGCGAGUCUCGGGAAUAUCUAAUAAAUACGUGUUCAUCACCGGCUGCGAUUCUGGUUUUGGAAACUUACUUGCCAAACACCUGGACCAGUUAGGCUUUCGAGUGUUCGCUGGCUGUUUCACUGAGAAGGGUGAGGAUGAGCUAAAGAAGACAACGUCUGAGAAACUUGUAACCGUUCAUUUGGAUGUGACCAAGUCGGAAAGCAUCCAGAGAGCCAUAGAACUGGUUAAGACUCAGGUGGGACAGGCUGGUCUUUGGGGACUAGUCAAUAAUGCUGCAGUUGGAAUCCCCGUUGGUCCCUGUGACUGGCUCAAUGUGCAGGAAUUCAGAAGCAUGUUUGACGUCAACUUCUUUGGAUUGGUCGAGGUCACCCUGGGCUUUGUCCCCCUCAUAAAGAAGGCCAAAGGAAGAAUCGUGAAUAUGUCAAGUAUGUGUGCAAGAGUUAGCACUCCUGCGGCACCAUACUGUGCAACAAAAAGUGCGGUGGAAAGUUUCACCGACAGCCUUAGGAAGAACAUGGCCUAUUUUGGCAUUAAAGUUUCAUGCAUUGAGCCUGGGUUCUUCAAAACAAGCAUUAUAACUUCAGAGUUGUUCAAAAGUAACUUGGAGCAGCUUUGGGAAAGGCAAACUGAAGAACUGAAAGAGGACUAUGGGAGAAAUUAUUUAGAAAAAGUUGUGAAAAAUGUAGGAAAGCAGAUAGACAAUUAUUCUGACCCGGACCUGAUGAAAGUGGUGAGCUGCAUGGAGCAUGCCGUUUCAGCUGAACAUCCUUGGACUCGCUAUGCACCUGGAUGGGAUGCCAGAUUUUUUUGGAUACCACUUUCCUACAUGCCAACUGUCAUUAUCGACUAUGUAUUCAGCCGGACCAUGAUCACACCAGCCAAGUCUGUGUACUGAACUCAGGCUAAAGAAGCUUUCUUGGGGCUGGGCCUCUCCACUGGGACUGAUGAUCUGUUACACAC